Messenger RNA from Lagenorhynchus albirostris (white-beaked dolphin), 5135 nucleotides. RefSeq names its product transcription factor CP2 like 1 (gene TFCP2L1). The record is from RefSeq and is a predicted model, not a curated record. The transcript is spliced from 15 exons. Gene Ontology annotation, cellular component: nucleus. Bases 85 to 1635 code for a protein of 516 amino acids. Gene Ontology annotation, molecular function: RNA polymerase II cis-regulatory region sequence-specific DNA binding; DNA-binding transcription activator activity, RNA polymerase II-specific. NCBI's taxonomy places the organism in Eukaryota, Metazoa, Chordata, Mammalia, Artiodactyla, Delphinidae. Gene Ontology annotation, biological process: regulation of transcription by RNA polymerase II.
GCUGGCAGGUGACCGAGAGAGGUCGGCGCGCCCCGCGUCCCGUCCGCCGCGCGCCUGGGUCGGGCCGGGCUCGGAGCCCCAGCCAUGCUGUUCUGGCACACGCAGCCCGAGCACUACAACCAGCACAACUCCGGCAGCUACCUGCGGGAUUUGACUAGUGCUCUUCAAAGGGAAAACGACGUCCUCGCCCUGCCCAUCUUCAAGCAGGAGGAGCCCCAGCUGUCCCCCGAGAACGAGGCCCGCCUGCCACCCCUGCAGUAUGUGCUGUGUGCCGCCACGUCCCCAGCUGUGAAGCUGCACGAAGAGACUUUGACCUACCUCAACCAAGGUCAGUCUUAUGAAAUCCGACUGCUGGAGAAUCGGAAGCUGGGAGAUUUUCAGGAUCUGAACACAAAAUAUGUGAAGAGCAUCAUCCGCGUGGUGUUCCACGACCGGCGGCUACAGUACACGGAGCACCAACAGCUGGAGGGCUGGCGGUGGAGCCGGCCCGGGGACCGCAUCCUGGACAUCGAUAUUCCACUGUCUGUUGGUAUCUUGGACCCCAGGGCCAGCCCGACCCAGCUGAAUGCAGUUGAGUUUUUGUGGGACCCUUCGAAGAGAGCAUCUGCUUUCAUUCAGGUGCACUGCAUCAGCACAGAGUUCACCCCGAGGAAGCACGGGGGCGAGAAGGGCGUGCCCUUUCGGGUGCAGAUCGAUACCUUCAAGCAGAGUGAGAAUGGGGAGUACACGGAACACUUGCACUCGGCCAGCUGCCAGAUCAAGGUGUUCAAGCCAAAGGGAGCUGACCGGAAGCAGAAGACUGACCGAGAGAAGAUGGAAAAAAGAACGGCCCAAGAGAAGGAGAAGUACCAGCCAUCCUAUGAAACCACCAUCCUCUCAGAGUGCUCCCCGUGGCCUGACGUGGUUUACCAGGUGAACAGUGCCUCGUCCCCAAGCUACAACGGCUCUCCGAACAGCUUCGGCCUUGGCGAAGGCAACAGCUCCCCAACCCACCCGGUGGAGGCCCUGCCCGUGGGCAGUGACGUAAGUGUCUGCGGCUGGGCGCCGGCUGCCUGUCCCGUGCGGACCGGGCACCCCGUCAAGGCCCGUCCUCUCUGCCCGCAGCACCUGCUUCCCUCGGCCUCCACGCAGGACGCCCAGCAGUGGCUCCACCGCAACAGAUUCUCCCAGUUUUGCCGGCUGUUCGCCAGCUUCUCAGGUGCUGACCUGCUGAAGAUGUCCCGCGAUGACCUGGUCCAGAUCUGCGGCCCUGCAGAUGGGAUCCGGCUUUUUAACGCCAUCAAAGGCAGGAACGUGAGGCCGAAGAUGACCAUUUACGUCUGCCAGGAGCUGGAGCAGAGCCGCGUGCCCCUGCAGCAGAAGCGGGACGGCGGCGGGGACCCCAAUCUGUGUGUGUACCACGCCAUCUUCCUGGAGGAGCUGACCACCUUGGAGCUGAUCGAGAAGAUCGCCAACCUGUACAGCAUCUCCCCGCAGCACAUCCAUCGGGUGUACCGGCAGGGCCCCACCGGCAUCCACGUGGUGGUCAGCAACGAGAUGGUGCAGAAUUUCCAAGAUGAAUCCUGUUUCAUCCUCAGUACCUUAAAAGCCGAGAGCAAUGACGGCUACCACGUCAUCCUGAAAUGUGGCCUCUGAGACGAGCAGGCAGCCACCUCCUACCCUCAGCCCCACGGACCCCCUUGGAUGUAGAAAUCGCACCCCGGGAAGCUGCGGCGAGGAGGGGCCUGGCCCAGCCUGUGAAAGCCACAGACCAACCCCUAGCCGAGACCCUCGGAGGCCAUGUCUCUGGUGGGCAGAAAGCCUGCCCCUCCCCCUAGCCCCAGCUUGGGAGCGGUUCCUCGUUUUUCUUCCCAGCCCUGCCAUUCUGAAGAGGCCGACGGUGGGGCAUCUCCUCUGAUGCUCCCCUAGUUGGAGGCUAGCUCACCGGGUACCUGGGUGCCACCUGUACUGGUCCCUGCCUUCACCCUCUUCUCUGGUAACUGGCUCAGUGAUGGGGCUGCUGACGAAAUGGGGGUUUGCGACUGUUCUCCUGUCUUCGUGUCGGUUUCCCGUCUCCGUGACCCUGGUGAGCAUCCGUCUUUCCUGUUACUGGGUGGAUCGAUGGGAGUUGGGUUUAUUCUGUGCCUCCUGCUUCUUUCACGUUUACCUUAAUUCUAAGGGUCUGCUGCUGCUCGGAGCCCAGAGGUGGGCUCGCAUCUCUUCACUGCUGGGCUAGACACACCACGGGGCCACACAGACCUAGUUCUAAGGCCCUUGGGAGGCACGGGGGGAGGCUAGAAAGACUAAUUUUAGGCACAUUCUCAUGAAUAUAAAAGGGAAGAGAACCAAAUGAUUCCUCUUGAGCUCCUUCGGUCUAAUUUUAUUUCCUAAGCAACCAUGGGUAAAGGAGGACUAGGAAAUGAACAUUCCAUUGUAGGAUCACAUGACCUUGACUAUCCCGACACCAGGCCCUCUUGAAUGGACUCAGCAAAUCCCAUUUAGAGAAGACCUCCAAACUUGCCAGUCUUCCUAGAGAUAUUGUAUCCUCUGGGAGGGCUCCCCUUUAAAUGUUUCUCUUUUCUCAUUUGUAGAGGGUGCGUUUGGGGCAUUCCACCCGCACUGGAAUGGUUGGAUCACCUUUCUUAGUGGCCUAACUUUGGGGAAAUAUGAAUAUCAGUAACCAGUAGACUCAGCAAUUAGUCUUUAUCUCUGUUUCCUGGGACCCACUGAUCUGUACUGGCCCCAGGCUUCAACUCUUUGCUCAUGUAAGUUCAACUUACAAAGCACGGGGAGCGCUGUGACCAACUGAGUAGGACUUGACAGCUUUUAAAGUGGAGCUUUGGGGGCAUAUAGAGAUGAUCAGAACGGGUAGACCUCGCUUUACAGAUGGAGAAACCAAAGCCCAGAGGGGCGAAGCCACCUGCCUGAUAUCACAUAGUGAUAGGGUAAUGACAUAAAUUUGUCAUCUAAACCAGGACACUUCUGAGAGUGAAAGGGGCUCUAGCAGUAACUGCGUGGGGACAACGGGUGUGGUGUCCUACGGUGUAAGGACAAGCUUCUGGUUCCCUCUCCUUUUUGGGGGUUGGGGGAGAGGAGCACAUAACAGCUUUACUGAGAGAUGAUUCACAUACUGUACAAGUUACCCGUUUAUAGUAUACAAUUCUAUGAUUCUUUAGUCAAUUCCCAGAACCACCACAUCAAUUUGAGAACAUUUUCGUCAUCCCUGAAAGAAACCCUGUACCCUUGGCAAGUCCUCUCCUAUUUUCCUUACAAUUCCUCUACUCCUAGGCAACCACAAAUCUUCUUUCUAUAUGGGUUGACCUUUCUGGACAUUUCACAUAUGUGGAAUCAUACAAUAUGUGGUCUUUUGUGUCUAGCUGUUUUUUCACUUAACAUAGUGUUUUCUAGGGUCAUCCGUAUUGAACAUACAUCAGUACUGCCGUCCUUUUUAUAGCUUAAUAAUAUUUCAUUCUCUGGCUAUACCACAUUUGUUUAUCCAUCCAUCAUUUGAUGGCUAUUUGAGUUGUUUCUACCUUGGAGCUAUUAUGAAUCAUGCUGCUAUGAACAUAUUUGUACACGGUUUGGUGUACACCUAUGUUUUCUUUUAGGAAUAUACAUAUGAGUAGAAUUGCUGGGUUGUAUAGUAAGUCUGUGUUGAAUAACUUUUUGAGGAACUGCCAGACUGUUUUCCAAAGCAGCUGCGUCAUUUUACAUUCCCAUCAGCAGUGUAUGAGGCUUCCAGUUUCUCUACAUACUGAUCAACACUUGCUACUCUCUGUCAUUUUGAUUAUAGCAUCCCCGUGGGUGUGACGUGGUGUCUCGUCGUGGUUUCGAUUUGCAUUUCCCUGAUGGCUAAUGAUGUUGAGCGUUUCAUCAUGUGCUUACUGGCCAUUCGUACGUCUUCUUUGGAGAAAUGUCUCUUCACCUCCUUCACAGUUGGCUUAUUUGUCUUUUUAUUAUUGAGCUGUAUGAGUUCUUUGUAUAUUCUAGAUGCAGGUCCUUCAUCAGAUAUAUGAGGUGUCAAAAUGUUCUCCACUUCUGUGGGUUGCCUUCACUUUCAUUAUAAGAAAGUGAACUUUCUUAAGAAAGUGAACUUUCUUAACUUUUACCUCUUAAGGGCAAAAGUUUUUAAUUUUGAUGAUGUCUAAGACACCUAUUUUUUCUCUUGCUGCUUAUACUUUCAGUGUCCUAUAUAAGAAACUAUCACCUAACCCAGGGUCAAGAAGAUUUAUGCUUAUGUUUUCUUCUAAGAAUUUUGAUAGUUUUAGCUCUCCAAUAGUCUUUGAUUAAUUUUGAGUUAAUUUUUAUAUAUGGUGUGAGGUAGGGGUCCACCUUCAUUCUUUUGCAUGUAGAUAUCCAGCUGUCCCAGCACCAGUUGUUCAAAAGACUAUUGGAAUCCCCAUAGAAUUGCCUUCAUACCAUUGCUAACGGCACCUGAUUCUUACUGGAUCUUUUUUUCUGCGACAUGGGGCUGUCAUUAGGAAGCUCACCUUUUUUUUUUUUUAAACUUAGCCCACGUUUGGCUCCCCCAUUUUUACACCUGGCUUUCUAUUCUCUUCUUGCUGUCUCCCCCCUUUCCCUGUCUCAACAGUACUGGGUCACAUCACUCUCUGAUGUUCUGCAACCUUUCUGGGUGUGUAGCUCUACACGUCAGUUCUAGGACAUCAAGACCAGUCAUUUCCUUUUUUGAGGAGACAGAGUCACACAGAAGUGGAAUAACUUGCUCAGGGUCCCCCAGAUCCAGGACUAGACUGUUGAUCUGGUGACUGCCGGCCUUUCAAGGUGUCUGCCGUUCACUAGACCCAAGAGAUGCCACUACCCAGACCCAAGUGAUGGCAGGCUGAAAUCUUAAUUCUAAAAAUGUGGUAGGCUACUCUUUUUAUUUCUUCAUUCCAGAUGAGGGUCUAAUCAAGAUCUGGUACCUUAAGUUUGCUGUAGGUAGAGUCUUCUGUUCUCUGGAAUGCACUUACAGAGAAGCAGAAAAUAAUAAAUACGAAAAAAGAAUACACAUAGUCAUUUGGUACCAAAAUGUUUUCGCCACCCAAAUCAGCAGCUCGUCCCUUCCACACGGGUCAGCUGAGCUAGCUGUAGGUUUUUGGGUUUUGUUUCUGUUUUGUACCUUUUAUUAAAGUACAGAAAAGCUGUAGCACUUCCCA